CCCCACCCCAUGUUGAUGCUGGUGGCCUAGAGACUUUCUAAUCCACGCAUGAUGUCCAGAGAGGGGCUGAUAUCUGUGCUCCCUUCAGCAGUACAUAUACUAAAAAACUGAGAGGGGCUGCCAUUCAUCAGAGGUCACAGUGAGUCGUGGUACCUGAACUGGGACUCAGGGGUCCUCCAGUCUACCCAGCUUCUUUGCCCUGACACUCCUGGACUGCAACUUCUAGACACCUGCCUCUGGCCCUGCAGCAACCGGAACCAUCUGUGUGCCUGCCUCAUCCUCAUGGCCUGCCUGAGCCCCUCGCAGCUCCAGAAGUUUCAGGAGGACGGAUUUCUGGUGCUGGAAGGAUUUUUAUCUGCAGAUGAGUGUGUAGCCAUGCAACAGAGGAUUGGCGAGCUAGUGGCUGACAUGGACGUCCCUCUGCACUGCCGCAUAGAAUUUUCCACCCAGGAAGAAGAGCAGCUGAGAAGCCAAGUAGGUGUCCGGGGCAGCCCCGUUAACAUCCCCUCUCUGCAGGGCAAGAAAGACUAUUUCCUUAGCAGUGGCGACAAGAUUCGAUUCUUCUUUGAGAAAGGCGUUUUCGACGAGAAAGGAAAUUUCCUGGUCCCUCCAGAGAAAUCCAUCAAUAAAAUUGGCCACGCUCUGCAUGCCCACGACCCUGUCUUCAGACAUGUCACACACUCUCCCAAGGUACAGGCCUUGGCCAAAAGUCUGGGCCUCCAGAUGCCCGUGGUGGUGCAGAGCAUGUACAUCUUCAAGCAACCUCACUUUGGUGGUGAAGGUGAGCUGAGAACAGGCCAUGGGGUCCAGCAAAGGCCACGGGUGGGGGCUGCUGCAGUUUCCCCUCACCAGGACUCCACCUUCCUGUACACGGAGCCCCUGGGCCGGGUGCUGGGCAUAUGGAUCGCAUUGGAGGAUGCCACUCUGGAGAAUGGCUGCCUCUGGUUCAUCCCAGGCUCCCAUACCGGUGGGGUGUCAAGAAGGAUGGUCCGGGCCUUUGCUGGCUUGAAGCUCAACACCAGAUUCCUUGGGUCAGAGCCUGUCUGGGAUGACAGCCUAUUUGUACCCACACCAGUGCAGAGAGGGGCCCUUAUCCUAAUCCACGGAGAAGUAGUGCACAAGAGUGAGCAGAACCUUUCUGACCGCUCACGCCAUGCCUAUACUUUCCACCUCAUGGAGUCCUUGGGCACCAUGUGGAGCCCGGAGAACUGGCUCCAGCCAACAGCUGAGCUGCCCUUUCCCCCUCUGUACACCUGAACCGCCUCUCAGGGCUGGGGCCCAGCCCCUCCAGGGGAAGCUGUGGGUUGCAAGCACCAGCGCCUCGCCCGACCACCCAGCUGCAAAGGGGAAGCUAAAUCUCUUCCCUUGUGCUUUCUCCCUGCCAGCGUCUGUGCCCCUGAGCCCUGUAGACAGGCAGGUGAGGGGUGGCAGGUGGGCCCCAGGAGCCUGGCUGGCUGGCUUUCUGGACACCUCUGUCUCUCUGCCUCUCCCCUGCCCCAACCCAACCUCCUGCUGAAGGCAGCCUCUCGCCAUGAUAGCAUUGUGGCUAUUUCUCUGCUAGCUACCCCCUGUUCCCUCCUCUCAGAUGCAAUUCUAAUUAUUACAGUGCAGGACAUGCAAUAAAAGCGAUUUCUGAAUGCA
Molecule: messenger RNA, 1641 nt
Organism: Canis lupus familiaris (dog)
Lineage: Eukaryota; Metazoa; Chordata; Mammalia; Carnivora; Canidae
Gene: PHYHD1
Product: phytanoyl-CoA dioxygenase domain containing 1
Exons: 12
Coding region: 283-1257 (324 amino acids)
Source: RefSeq, a predicted model, not a curated record